Messenger RNA from Microbotryum saponariae, 4229 nucleotides. Lineage: Eukaryota; Fungi; Basidiomycota; Microbotryomycetes; Microbotryales; Microbotryaceae. The record is from the annotation of a GenBank genome assembly.
AUGAAGAAGACCUUCCAAGUGCUCGGGAUUGUUCCCUCCAGCAAGUCGACCCGCCGACUGAUGGUCCUGAUGCACGACGCCUCGACCCCGCCUUCGCAGGCGCCAGCGCUCGCACGAGCCGCCCAAAGAGCGGUGCGAAACGACGCAGCCCCGGCCUCCAAUGUGAUUCAAGUCAUUAUGGAUGGUCCUGGAUCACCCAGAGGUCCUGUACAGACCGUGCUGCGCAAGCACUUUGGAUUGGCCGAGACGCCGUUCAUGUUCGCGCGGCCCGAGGGCGUCGUGCUUGACCCCGAGGUCGAGAAGCUUUUCUCGAAAUGCGUGAAGCUGAACCCGAUUGUGACGAAAGCCACGAAGAGGUUCCCGAUCGCUCGUCACAUGUACGAGCUUGUAUUCGAAUCCGAGCAAGCUUGUCUUGAAGCCGCUUCAGCGGGCCCAUUCCCCUACCACGGCAAGGAGAUGGUUACCGAGCUCCCCAGCGCCUCUCCCCUUAACCACGUCGUGCAGGUGCGAUUCACCUUGCCCUCCUCCUCCAGCGCGAUCCCCGCUUCCGUGCUCCGAAAAUCUCUCGAUGAUGCUAUCACCCUUUCGUUCGGCCGCGCAGGUCGCACGCAAGGUUAUACCCUGAUGCAAUUACAGCGGGGCCUCGCGGUCGAUCCGAAUGGCGAUCCGAUGGCCAUGACCGAAGACGGGUUCCACUGCGCGUACCUUCGCUUACAUGCUGAUCUUUUCCAAGGCUCCAUCGAGACGCAGAAGGGUGCGCUCAACGCCGCUUUGCCACAAGAGAUCGAGAUCCUGGGCGCCAAGUACGGCUUGCGACACGAAUUCGAGACGCACUACUGCGCGGUGUGCGAUCGCGCCGGACACCAGUGGGGCGCUUGCAGGAAGCCGGUUUCGACUCCGGCCACCGCCGCCCCUGUUCCGGGGGGCUCGACCUCGACUUCGACUUCGACUUCGACCACCGGCUUCCGAGUUGCUGGAAAGAAUGGGAAGCACGGUGGGCCUGCCGCAUUGAACUCUCGUGUCUCUGGCGCGAACAUGAUCCAGCUGGGACCUCGUGCUAACCCCGCAGGUGCAGUAACCGCCAACAAGGACGACGCGAACGACGGCGACGACGAGUCGGUCGUUUCGACCGAACCGGAGGGCGGCGACACUGGGGAAGAGACGUCGACGCGUGCGACCCUGGGCUCAACAAAGGAGACGCAGACGACGACGGCGGCGCCCGUUUCGACCCCGACCUCUCCUUCGCCUUUGUCCGGUGGCACGUCGGGAUCAUCGGCAACCUCGACAACCUCGAUAGCCUCGACGAGUCCUCGACGCCUUCGUUCGAGCUCGGCACCCGGCAACCGACGUGUCACCCGGGCGGGAUCCGCCAUGAUCCUCGGUGCAUCAGGGGGUGAUGGCUCAGGGGGCAACAGUUCAGGGGGUUACAGGUCCGAGGUGACCGAAUUCGAGGGGGGCGGCGCUGAACUGAUUUAAUCAUGAUUGAGUCACUCACCGUGUUGACGUUCAACGUCCGAUCGAUGAAGAACGCAGUCAACCAAGUCAAAAUCAUCCGUUAUCUCAAAACCCUUCGGCCGGCCCCUGCGGCCAUCCUCCUGCAAGAGCACCACCUCAGCUACAACGCGUCGCGCGAAGGCUUCGAGAGUGCUUGGCCGGGGGCUUGUAUUCGUUUCACUCCUCAUGUCCUUACCCUCAUACCCGAUGGCUCACCUUUGGCGGGCCAUCUCCUUUCCUCUACCCCGGUCGUCUUUGCAGGAGCUCCUCGUUUCGACGGUCGGAUUCUGCGCUCGGUGUUUCGUCUUGAGGAGCUCGAUGUCGAGAUCAUCAACAUGUACGCGCCGGUGCAGGAGGACGAUCGUCGCGACUUUUUCGGGCUUCUGCACUUCAACGCCCCGAGACCCAAGACUCUUCGGAUCUUGGCCGGCGAUCUCAACGAUUGUCCGGAUGUAUCGGUCGACCGAGUGUCCAUCACCGAUCGCGCUUGGACUCCUGUAUCGCACUGGCAGACCUUGCUGUCAAAGAUCGCGUUCAAGGCACUCGACACGGUCCGACAUGCCCAUCCUUGCACCCCUGCAUUCACUCGUCCUCACUACCGUGGUAGAGGGGAAAAGCGAAAGAUUUGCUCGUGGUCGCGGAUCGACUAUAUUCUUGUCCAAUGCAGUUGGGCGAACCGGUUGUUGAGCGCUUCUACGCUCUUCGAUGCGCCCUGUUCGGACCACAGACCUGUAGUUGCGACUUUCGCUUUGCCUACAUCGAACGCUGAUGCCGAACCCCCCCUUUCUCUUCCCUCCACGAGCGAUUUCAUUUCGAGGCUCAACCCAAUGGUCUUUGACGAUCAAGACUUUGUCGCAUCGAUUCCCGGGGUCGUCGACGAGGUCUAUCAAAGGCUCGAGGGGACCGCUCCGCUCGGCGACGUCUAUGACGCCGCUCUGCGGGCGGUUGCAGUCGCUGGCCAUGCACGAUACCGCUCGACUCGUGCCGACAUGCGCCGACUGCGGGCCGAGAGCCAAUCCGUCAUGGAGGCUUUGGAGGCACGCGGUGAGCACAUGAAUGAGGCCGAGCGCGAUGUGUAUGCUCUUGCCAAGUCGCGGUUGGACCAGUUGGCGGUAAAGGAGGCUCAGUGGCUGCGCAUUCGUGCGCAUGUGCCGUCAGUCGACUCGAGGGAAGGUCAAUCGGCAAGCAUUCGCACGCACCUCAACCGCCGGAGUCGCCAGACGAGCAUCGUCUCGCUGGAGGAUGUGGAUGGCACCGAGACCGUUGACAUGCAGGAGGUGCUGGGUAUUGCUUCACGGCACGCGCAGUCGCUCUUCACGCCGGACCCAGCUCGUGGCGACCCGACGAACGCACGCCGGUCCCUGCUCGACCCUAUUCGCGCAGCGAAAUGCUACGAUGACGACCGCUCGGACCCUACGUUCGGUCGUCGGCUGCCUCGUCAAGCGAGAGUGGCGCUUGACGAGCCCUUCACCCUCCUCGAGGUUGAAGCGGCGUUGAAGAAGACGGAUUCGGGGCGAUCACCGGGGCCCUCGGGCAUUCCGUACGAGCUCUUCAAGGCGCUGCCAACCUACUUUGCUCCCAAGCUGUUGGACUUGUUCAACUCGAUUUGGGAGGGCGGCAAAAUGACGGCGUCCUUGGCAGAGGGGCUGGUGCGGCUCUUGCCCAAGAAUAAACCGGGGGCCAAUCUGAAAUCACUGGGGGCAUACCGACCGAUCACAUUGCGCGAGACGACCUACAAGGUCCUCAGCAAGGUCUUGGUGGCGCGACUCAAUGGGGUGCUCGGCGAGCUUUUGCCGCCGGCGCAACACGGUUUCAUGCCAUCAAGACGUUCAGCGGACGCGGGAAGUCAUCUCACUCUCCUUCUCGAAAAACUCAAGUCGCUAGGCACUGAUGUUUUCCCCGAGGGCGCCCUCUUGUCUUUGGAUCAGCAGAGCGCGUACGAUCGGGUCGAUCACGCCUGGAUCUUCGAGGUCUUUGAGGCCUUUGGGUUCGGUGAGCGUUUCAUCUCGCUACUGCGCGCUCUCUACGAUCCCGAGACUCUGGGGGUGCGCUACCUUGUCAAUGGGUUCCCCACGGACUUGGUGCGGUUGCUGUGUGGUCUCGGUCAGGGGGAUCCCCUCUCGUGCCCGGUUUGGAACAUCACGUUCCAGCCCUUCCUCGACGCCCUCGUUCGGCGCGGGAUCGCGCUCGACCUGCAGAAGGUGUGGCCAGGGGGGCCGCGUGCGCAGCUUACGCAUCUGGUGUUUGCCGACGAUGCUGUGGUGGUGGUGGAGUCACCGGCGGCAUUGUCGAAGCUGCAAACGCUGUCGCAGACGUGGUACGAGGCUACCAACGGGAAGACCAACAUGGACAAGACGCUGGUGCUACCACUCGGACCGAACUGGCUUCGGGACGAGACUGCGCAGGCGCUGCCAACGGUGCAGGAGGGGGAGAGCUUCAAGUGGUGCGGCUAUGCCUUCUUUCGCCACGGUGACUCGAAACUGUUUUGGACCCAUGUUCUUGACAGGAUCAAGGCCAAGGCCCGCGCCGCUCGAGACCGGACACUUUCGCCGAGUGGGAAGGUUUUCUAUGCCAACGCUCACAUCAUCUCGACGGUCCUCCACGUGCUGUCCUUCGACAUACCGCCUCAAUGGUUCAUUAAGGCGGCGGAGACGGCACUUACGGACUUUGUCUGGGGAGGAGCAGGGCGAAAUACCGUCGCUCGCGAUUUCGUGUUCCAGGCUCGGGAGUGUUAA